GCUCUCCUUUAAUGAGACAUCUUUCUGAAAUAAUCAAGUUUGAAGCCCUUCCUAUCAUUUCAGGAGGCUCUGGGACAAAGCCACAGCCCAAGUGAUAUGCCGGUGUCAGAACAAUUCCUGUCCUGAAGGAAGGUAUGCAACCGUCUUUAUUCCCCCUUCACAGACGUCCUUGAGCCCUUGAGACGGAUGUGAGUGAGUUUUUCAGUGCUCAUGCAAAACAACCAUCUAAACAUAACAGAUGACAUCAGCUUGGGCUUUUCAAUUCCUGGAUGGCAGCGGCGUGUUAAUCCAGCCUUCAUCCUGGAUUUCAUAAACUAAAACAAGAGAGCCUGGCAAGAGGACAGCGUUGCCGCUGGGUUGAGGAAAUUGAUGACGGGGAAGCAUGUGGGCAACCCAGUGUAUAAAACUCAUAAACGUGUAGGCAGAAGCUCAGCUACUACUUUGGACAGCUGCUUCAGCCAGUAAAGACCACGCCGCCGCUGCAGGGAGCUGAGCCAGAGCCUUCGGGAAACCAUGAAGAGCCUCUUGUUGCUGGCCACGCUCCUGGUACCCGUGCACCUGGCGACGACCUGGCGCGCCAAGUACGCGGUGGACUGCCCCGAGCGAUGCGACAGCGCCGAGUGCAAAAGCAGCCUGAGCUGCAAGCGGACAGUGCUGGACGACUGCGGCUGCUGCCGGGUGUGCGCCGCGGGGUUGGGCGAGACGUGCUACCGCACCGUGUCCGGCAUGGAUGGCGCCAAGUGUGGCCCGGGGCUCAGGUGUCAGUUUUACAGUGAGGAAGAUGACUUUGGAGACGAGUUUGGGAUCUGCAAAGACUGCCCUUACGGCACCUUUGGGAUGGAAUGCAAGGAGACGUGCAACUGUCAGUCUGGCAUAUGUGACAGAGUGACUGGCAAAUGUUUAAAAUUUCCCUUCAUCCAAUAUUCAGUAACCAAGACUUCCAACAGGAGAUUUGUUUCUACAGAGCAUGACAUGGCAUCUGGAGACGGCAAUACUGUGACAGAAGAACUUGUAAAAAAGAAUACCCGCUCGCCCGUCAUGAAAUGGUUAAAUCCUCGCUGAGCGUGGGUGGGAUUUCUGAGAGAAGACUCUUAUUUUAACGAUCAUUCAACACACAGCCAACAUUUUAGGAACAUUUUAGGAGCAUAUGGACAUGUGAUAUUGGGAGGCCAAGUGUGUGGGUCCAGAAAAAAAAAGUAGGCUACUAACAAUCCAUAAAGUGCAUAUGACUGAACACUUUUAGAUAUUUGUUAAAUAUUUGAAUACAUACAGAUUUGUUAAAUAUGUGUUUAUAGUAAUUCUGAAGAACUGAAAACGCAAUUUAAAUCAGCUUCACGUGGACGCAGAUCAGCCAAGGAGAAAGUUAGCCAAAGCUGCAGAUCAUAGUGAAUCCAUACGCCUGUGACUCGGAUGCUCACUGAUGUUGGGAUACAGACAGA
Suricata suricatta (meerkat) is the source of this 1439-nucleotide messenger RNA. It is a transcript of the gene ESM1, whose product is annotated as endothelial cell specific molecule 1. The transcript has 4 exons. The record is from RefSeq and is a predicted model, not a curated record. NCBI's taxonomy places the organism in Eukaryota, Metazoa, Chordata, Mammalia, Carnivora, Herpestidae. The coding region runs from base 514 to 1062 and encodes 182 amino acids. Gene Ontology annotation, cellular component: extracellular region.